Nematolebias whitei (Rio pearlfish) is the source of this 4125-nucleotide messenger RNA. RefSeq names its product macrophage stimulating 1 receptor b (gene mst1rb). The record is from RefSeq and is a predicted model, not a curated record. Gene Ontology annotation, biological process: multicellular organism development; protein phosphorylation; phagocytosis. Lineage: Eukaryota; Metazoa; Chordata; Actinopteri; Cyprinodontiformes; Rivulidae. Gene Ontology annotation, cellular component: signaling receptor complex; membrane. The coding region runs from base 1 to 4125 and encodes 1374 amino acids. Gene Ontology annotation, molecular function: transmembrane receptor protein tyrosine kinase activity; protein binding; ATP binding. The transcript is spliced from 20 exons.
AUGAUCCACUGGACCACAGAGUGGAGGACAUGUGUCUGGCUCCAGACUCUGCUAGCCCUUGCUCUGGCCAACUGUCCAUCACAGGCCCCCAGCCCAGUUAAUUUCUCUUUGGUGUACACCAAACCCUACUUUCAGGCACAGGGGCCCAUCCAGAACAUAGUGAACAACCCGUUUUACCAGGAAGUGUAUGUGGCUUCACAGAAUGUGAUUGAAGCUGUCAACAGGAGCUUGGAGAAGGUGUGGGAGCUCCCCACUGGGCCUGUAGGAAGCCCAGAGUGUCAGAUUUGUGAUUUAUGUGACAUUGACAAGGAUUACAACUCUUUAGAGGACACAAACAAUCAAGUCUUGCUGUUGGAUACUCUCUUUAUGUAUUUAUAUUCUUGUGGAAGUUCUCAGUACGGAGUGUGUUAUUUUCACCAGCUGAACUCAGAUGGAGAGCCUCCUUCUCAUUCUAAGUGUUUGUUCAAAAAGCGUGCUAAUUCUGCGGCUUAUUGUCCUGACUGUGUGGCUAGCCCUCUUGGCACCAAAGUGUCUAUGGUAGAGGAGGGUCAGACAGUCUACUUCUUUGUAGCUGCUACUGUCAAUGACAGCGUAACCCAGCGUUAUGGAAGGAAAUCAAUAUCAGUUCGGAGACCGCUGGGCACAGAGGAUGGUUUCUACAGUGAUGUGCGAGGCUUGACUGUCCUGCCCAACCUUCGGAGGAUUUACCAUAUCGAAUAUGUCUACAGCUUCUUCACUCAGGAGUUUGUCUACUUCCUUUCAGUUCAGAGGGAGAGCCCCGAUCAGGACUCAUCACCAUUUCAGACUCGUCUGGGACGUCUCCCACGGAGCGAAUGGGAGGUUAAACGAUAUCGUGAGUUGAUCCUUGAGUGUCGCUUUGAGCCAAAACGCAGGAAGAGGAACACACGCAGUGAACCCUACAAGGAUGUGGUGUACAAUGUGGUCCAGGCAGCUUAUUUUGGCAAAGCCGGCAGGGAGCUGGCAGAGGAACUAGGGGCAGAAGAGGAGGAUGACAUCCUCUAUGGGGUGUUUGCUGUUACACAUGACAACGGGGUCACAGAGCACGACUCGGCUCUGUGCGCCUUCCCUAUGGACAAUGUAAACAAAGCAAUCGUUGAUGGGGUCGAUGGUUGCUGCGAAUCUGGACCAGAGCAGCUUUCCAGAGGUCUUUGUCAUUUCCAGCCUUGUGAGAGUUGUCCCCAUGAGAGCAUGGAGAACAACGCUACGUGUAGAGACCACCCCACCAUGGUGUCAAAGCCCUACUACAGGGUGGACCUCUUCAACAGGCAGAUGACCAACGUCUUGCUCACAUCUCUGCUGGUUACAACUAUUGAGAACAAAACUGUUGCCCACAUUGGCACCUCAACUGGACGUCUGCUGCAGCUUGUACUGACCAGAUCCAGCCCUGUUAUCUUUGCUAAUUACUCCCUGGUAGAAAAUCAGAGGGUGUCGUCGAUUGCAGCCGUGUACUCUUCUGAGUAUUUACUAUUUGUGGUCGGAGACAAGAUGAUUCAGGUGCCCCAAAGAGGGCCAGGCUGUCAGCACUUUAUGACCUGUGCCAUGUGUCUGUCAGCCCCAAAGUUCAUGGGCUGUGGGUGGUGCUCUGGAGUGUGUUUGUGGGAGAGCGACUGCCAAAGCCUCUGGAAAAAUGAAUCCUGCCCACCUGGGCUAACAGGGUUCUUCCCACGGACGGCUCCUCCUGAUGGUCAAACAGAGUUAACCUUGUGUGGAUUUGAGUUCCAGUCACGGUUACGACCUUCUAUCACCUCCAGAACCCACCAAGUUCGACUGGGGCAGACUGCGUGCUCCGUGAUUCCACUCAAAAGCAACAACACACAUUUAGUGUGUAAGGUUCGUUCUGGGGUGAUGGAGCUGUCCAAACCAGUCAACAUCACUGUGGAGGUGCACGAGGGCAAGGUGGAGGGUCGCUACUCCAUUGAUGGGAGGGCAGAAAUCCCUGGGUUCAAAUUUGUGACACCCAUCAUCACAGAUAUCCAGCCCAACUAUGGGCCUCGUGUCGGGGCCACGCUUAUCACAGUGACUGGGCUUCACUUGGACGCUGGAAAGAACAGAAAAGUUACUCUUAAUGAUGUGCCCUGCCCUAUCAAAAGGGUCACAAAGUCUGUCGGUAAUGUUUCAUCCAUCAUCUGUUUGUCCCAACCCAUCUCAGAGGUGAGGGAUGUCCCACUGAGCGUCUUCAUCGACAAAUCUUCUGUUCGUACCACAAAAGUUUUCUACUACAAAGAAAAUCCGAAGGUUACGAAUGUACUGCCCGACUGUAGCUUUGACAGAGGUUCAAGGAUUGUGAUUGAAGGGGAGAACCUGGAUUCUGUUUACCGCACCAUCAUCCGCUUUAAGCCUAAUGAGAGCCACCUAAAACCUGUGACCAGGGAGUGUAUAGGCAAGUCUUUGCCAACAAGGAUGGAGUGCAUCACUCCGGUGUUCCAAAGAGACGAGACAGAGGAAGGACAUCUGUCUUUUGACAUGGAUGGAGCAAUGGGCCUUUGGAACAGAGAUUUCACAUAUCAUCCAUACGGGGAGCCGAUUCCUUUUGAAACAGAAGGACACGUUCUCAGUUUGUACCAUGCUUUUGAUGAAGUAUCACUGCACCAUAAAAAGCUGAACCUGGUGAGCUCCUGUAUGACUAUCAUCAUGACGGUGGCAGAUGUUGAUUGUGAUGCUAAAGUCCUGGAUAAUGAGAUAACUUGCAGGAUCCCUAAAAACAUAACCAUUCCCAGUGAGGGGUUGCCAGUCAAGAUCUCCAUCAAUGGGCAGGUUCACAAUGUUGGCACAGUGGUCAGGGUCAACAACCACUACAUGGUGGGAAUUGUACUGGGGAUCCUGGCAGCUCUGGUGGCCGGGGCCGUGUUGGCCUUUGUUGUUAUGAAACAUUUGCGAAAGCAAAAAAAAGCCUCCAUGUUAGAGGCACGUUUAACCCACAGUCCAGUACGCUCUGGUCCAAACGCUGCCGAGCUGUCUCCUGUUGGAGAUUACCGAAGAGGGGUAUCCCUGAGUCCUCCCACCCCCGUCGUGGGGCGAGUGGUGUUUCCACGUUUGGUCUAUCCUGUAGGCGCCAUAGAUCCAACCCUCACUCCCCUCUUGCCAGCAGAAAAGAUUUCCAUCUCCAGCUUUAGACCUGAGUUACUGGAGGAAGUGAAGGACGUUCUUAUUCCUGCUGAGAUGCUUGUAGUGCAGCACCAUCGGAUCAUAGGGAAAGGGCAUUUUGGAACAGUCUAUCACGGCUACUUAACGGACUCCAGCAGCAGAGAAAUCCACUGCGCCGUCAAGUCUUUAAAUAGAAUAACAGAUGUUGAGGAGGUGGAGCAGUUUCUGAAGGAAGGCAUCAUAAUGAAGGGUUUCCACCACAGCAAUGUGUUGUCUCUGCUGGGCAUCCUGCUGCCUCAGGAAGGCCUCCCCCUAGUGGUGCUGCCGUACAUGAAGCACGGGGACCUGCGACACUUCAUACGCUGCGAGAAGAGGAACCCCACUGUGAAGGAUCUCAUUGGCUUUGGGCUCCAGGUUGCCAAAGGGAUGGAGUACUUGGCUCAGAAGAAGUUUGUGCACAGAGAUCUUGCUGCACGUAACUGCAUGUUGGAUGAGUCUUAUACGGUGAAAGUGGCGGAUUUUGGCAUGGCCAGAGAUGUUUUUGAUAAGGAAUAUUACAGCAUUCAGGACCAUCGCAAAGCUAAACUGCCCGUCAAGUGGAUGGCCAUCGAGAGUUUGCAAACACAGAAAUUUACUACCAAAUCAGAUGUGUGGUCCUUUGGUGUACUGAUGUGGGAGAUGCUGACCAGAGGAGCGAGUCCUUACCCAGAGGUGGACCCGUAUGAUGUAACCCAUUACUUAAUGCAGGGCAGGAGGCUUCCCCAGCCACAGUACUGCCCUGACCCACUGUAUCGCAUCAUGCUCCAGUGCUGGGACCCUGAUCCAGAACUUAGACCCACCUUUGCCACGCUGGUGUUGGCGGUCUCCACCAUCCUGUCGAGCCUGGAGGGAGAGCACUACAUUAGUCUGAAUGUCACCUACGUUAACCUGGACCAACCACGGCCGUACCCUGCCCUAACUGAGUCCGCUGAUGAGUAUGACUCCACCGAUGUUGAAGACUCAGGCUCAGACUCUUCCUGA